Messenger RNA from Oldenlandia corymbosa var. corymbosa, 813 nucleotides. The record is from the annotation of a GenBank genome assembly. NCBI's taxonomy places the organism in Eukaryota, Viridiplantae, Streptophyta, Magnoliopsida, Gentianales, Rubiaceae.
AUGAGGGACUCGGGACUUCAUAUUCCCAUAUUGGAGCUCAUCAAAAUUUCAAUGGUGCUAGUCCAGAUAGAGAAGCUGAACAGUUUGACAAACAAUUUGAUGAGGAAAUCUCCUAAGCCGCAAAGAUUAUCCGCUCGAAAUUUUGGAGCAGUUAGAUGGGAUGGUGAAUAUAUUUGGAAAAUUACCAUCAACUGUUGGGGGAAAAGGAGAAAGAGAGUGAAAGUGCAUGGUGAUGCAACAUCAAUAAGAAGCGGUCGUCCCAUUGGGAAAGAAGAAGUUAUUUACCUUGGUGAUAUUGAGUGGAUCCAAGCUCAUAGAUAUGUGAUCAAUAGUUUAUCAAUUGUUGACGACUAUAAAAAGGAACACUUGCAUGUACUUAAGCAUGAAAAUCCACGCAUGUCAAGUUACAAUAUGGAGAAAAUUCACAGUGAAACUUUUAAUGAUUGGUUUAAAGCUAAAGUUAGGGAACUGGAGCAAGCAAAUGGUUGUGAUAGUAUUCAUGAAGACAUUCGUCACUUGGCUGUUGGUCCAAGUAGAUGGGCUAGACGAUAUUCCGGUUACAUACAACAACCUAAUGAUGUGGAUAUUGUACAUAAUGACACAUCGUGGGCUAGAGCAGAUGUUGAAGGUGUCACACUUGACCCACCAAGUCCCAAGGCUAAAAGGAGUCGCCGCUUUGGUGAAGUUGACCCUAAUGAUUUAAGCUCAAGUGACGAAGAAAUAAUGUACGCUAGCGAUGGAUCUGAUGCUCCAAGUGAUGAUGAUGACUUUUUUGAACAAAGAAAUGUGGCAAAUGAGGAUAGCGAGGCUUAA